CGCGAGAUCGCCGAGCUGCGUGCGCGCCGCUUUCCAUCGUGUUAUUGUUAAUAAUAGUGCAGUAAUUGCCUAAGGCGGAUUUGGUCAAUGAAUAUUGUGUGUACAAUGAAUACACUGACAUAUAUUUUGUUUCAGUGUUAUGCAUUGUGUGAAAAAAAUGUGGAUAAGUGUAAUUCGUGUGCUAAGACAUCCCCGAUUUAGUUGAUUGUUUAGUGAAAUACGUCUGUACCAAAUGUUAGUGACUAUUGUAAACAGAUUACAAUUUUGAUCGACCUUUACGCUUCCGGUCCUUAGUCGGUUUAAAGCCAUCACUGUUUGUUAUUCGAUGCCUUAUCCUUGAUGUAACUAGGUCGAGCUGUAAAUAUGGCGGAAGAGGACACGCUCAAGAUAUACUGGGACCAUUUCUUUAAGGCCGAAACUGGCACUUACGAGAAAUCCACCUGGCUGGAUUUGUUCCUAGCGGAGUUUUUGAUCCGCGUUAAUGAGGGGGCCAAUCCUAAGGAGUUGAUCAAGUUUUGCCCCGUGAGCGGCGUGGUAUCGCUUGUGGGGUGCGAGCUGCUCUGCGGCAUCCACCGUGUGACGUCGUCGGUGUCCGCGUUGGCUGCGCCGCCGCUGCCCACGAGAGAUGCGCAAUGCUCCGCGAAGACGCCUGCGCCAGAUCAGGUGUUUGCGUCUUCGCUCACCGAAGAAGAAGCUGAUGAUGUAACAGAAAAGAAAGAAGAGUCGCGUGCGCAGUCGACGAGUCUGUUUACGCAGUGCAAUGCGCAGUCGAGUGCGGAGAUACUGCGGCAGUACUUGCUAGGCGGAGUCGCCUGGCGCUGCCUGGAGCUGCUGCGCCUCUUGGGCGUCGAGGGUCUGUCGUGCUGCCGCCAACUGAGCUCCGUGUUGAUCUGGUUGUUCGGCGAGCUGGGUGCUGUUGAGUCUCCUCCGGCCAACGCCAAGGAACAUUCGCCGACCACCAUCCUCAAGUCCAAAACUAAGACUCCCAUACAUCAACUUUUUUCACGCAAAAUUGAGAUAAAAAAAACAGGAUGGCUAAUAAAAGAUUACGUCUAAGGGACUUUACAUGAAAUUAUUGAGGAGCUGGAAAAUAACGAAAACGGUUAGGACGUACCAUCUCAAAUCACAAUGUUGCCUCCAGAGAAC
Messenger RNA from Hyposmocoma kahamanoa, 1146 nucleotides. RefSeq lists its product as uncharacterized. NCBI's taxonomy places the organism in Eukaryota, Metazoa, Arthropoda, Insecta, Lepidoptera, Cosmopterigidae. The coding region runs from base 364 to 1056 and encodes 230 amino acids. The record is from RefSeq and is a predicted model, not a curated record. The transcript has 8 exons.